Anolis carolinensis (green anole) is the source of this 2321-nucleotide messenger RNA. RefSeq names its product gap junction protein gamma 1 (gene gjc1). The record is from RefSeq and is a predicted model, not a curated record. Gene Ontology annotation, cellular component: connexin complex. Gene Ontology annotation, biological process: cell-cell signaling. Bases 752 to 1933 code for a protein of 393 amino acids. The transcript has 2 exons. NCBI's taxonomy places the organism in Eukaryota, Metazoa, Chordata, Lepidosauria, Squamata, Anolidae. Gene Ontology annotation, molecular function: gap junction channel activity.
UUGCAUGUGUUCAUCUUCUUAUAUUAUUGUCAAUACUAGUAAAAUGGCAUAUUUUUGAGUGGCGAAGAUAUUUUACUACUUUUGGGGGGCGGUCGGUUAAAUUAAAAGGUUUUUCAGUUAACAUUUAAACCCUGGUCUGGUAUGUAUACUAGAAUCUUUUAUGGUAUUAAAGUUUGUGACACUUUUUUAAAGAUGAGAAUCUGUGUGAAAUGCAUGUAUAUGUCCAUAGGAUUUAGUUAUUUUAAAUGUUAGUGCACAUGUGAGGACUUAAGGAUGGAAGUAUAUUGAAUGUAUGAGUGAUUUUUUUACAAAUCCAUUUGCUUUAUUUUCAUUUACCAAGCCAGAUUAGACCAAGAUGAUCUGUGGAUAUUAUAAUACUGUUUCUCCAAAGUUGGAUUCAAGUGGGACAAAUACAAUAUCAUGGUAGCAAUGCAUCUGAAAAAAACCCAGAAAGUCCCUUGUUUACCUCCUGCCCUUUACAUGGGUUCUUUUAUUUUAAAGAUCUAUAUAAUGUUUCCUUCCGAGAGUUCCCAGCACUUAAAAGGACUUUUUAUUUCCACUUCCCAAAUCAGUUGAAAUUAAUGCAGUAUUUCCUGAAGUUCCUCUCUAAUAUUUGUCUGUCAGUGUUAUCCCAGAGCAAGCUAAGAUGGCAGCUGCCAAGGAAAAGGGUGACUUCCCAUAAAAGAAGAUUCAACAGAGACCAAAAGAAAAACAGAAAUGCCAACAAUAAAUAUAACAUUCUUUGACCACCAUGAGUUGGAGUUUCUUGACACGUCUGUUAGAAGAAAUCCACAACCAUUCCACAUUUGUUGGGAAGAUCUGGCUGACAGUGUUGAUCGUAUUCCGCAUUGUCCUCACCGCCGUUGGAGGGGAAUCCAUCUAUUAUGAUGAGCAGAGCAAGUUCGUGUGCAACACAGAACAGCCGGGUUGUGAGAAUGUUUGCUACGAUGCUUUUGCCCCCCUCUCCCAUGUGCGCUUUUGGGUUUUUCAAAUCAUCCUGGUGUCCACUCCCUCGGUGAUGUACCUGGGCUAUGCCAUUCACAAAAUUGCCCGGAUGGUGGAACACGGGGACACAGAGCGCAAAUUCCGAAGCAAACCUUUCCCAAUGCGCUGGAAACAGCACCGGGGCUUGGAAGAGGCGGAGGAUGAUCAUGAGGAAGAUCCAAUGAUGUACCCAGAGAUUGAGGUAGAAAGUGAACGAGAGAACAAGGAGAAUCCGCCCCCAACCAAAAUGAAGCAUGAUGGCAGGAAGCGGAUUCGAGAGGAUGGGCUAAUGAAGAUUUACAUACUACAGCUCCUGAGCAGAACUAUGUUUGAAAUUGGUUUUCUUGUUGGCCAGUAUUUCCUUUAUGGGUUUGAGGUCAGUUCCAAAUUUAUUUGUACCCGGCAUCCCUGUCCGCACAAAAUAGACUGCUUUAUUUCCAGGCCCACCGAAAAAACCAUCUUCCUGCUCAUCAUGUACGGUGUGAGUUGUUUGUGUUUACUUCUGAACAUCUGGGAAAUGCUUCACUUGGGAUUUGGCACCAUCCGGGAUACGCUGAACAAUAAGAGGAAAGAGCUGGAGGAGUCGGGGACCUAUAAUUACCCAUUUACUUGGAAUACCCCAUCCGCUCCUCCAGGCUACAACAUUGCAGUGAAGCCCGACCAGAUACAGUACACAGAACUGACUAAUGCCAAAAUAGCCUACAAGCAGAAUAAAGCCAACAUAGCACAAGAACAGCAAUAUGGGAGCAACGAAGAGAACAUUCCCACUGAGUUGGAGAACCUCCAGCGAGAAAUCAAAGUAGCUCAGGAACGUUUAGAUCUUGCCAUUCAGGCAUACAAUAAUCAGAACAAUCCUAUGUGCUCUAAGGAGAAGAAGCCCAAAGGCAGCUCAAACAAAAGCAGUGGCAGCAGCAAAUCAGGAGAUGGAAAAACCUCUGUCUGGAUUUGACGCUGUUUCCUGGGGAUUUAAUGACUUGAUCCUUUCCUCCUGCAGUGUGUGAUCACUAAGAUACUUGUUGCAUACAAACUUCCAUAGAAUAAAUAUUCAGGUUUGUUUUAGUUCAGGGAGAUUAGUGCUGCCAAAUGACUCUCUCUAAAAAGAGAGGGAAAGGAAAACAUUUAUGCUCAGAUUCUGAUGUUUCCAGAACAUGUAUCCUUGUUUCUUCCAAGUCAGGGGAAGACCCAGGUUUAUUUUUUAGUGAAAAAAAAUCAUUCUUGUUGAACGGUUUACACUGUAUGUACAGUAUUAUGGUACAUUUUAUUAUGCACAAUUUUUUGUAUUUGUAUAUUGGAUAUCUCAGUUAUACUUUUUAUAUUAAAAAAACCAAAAUAGGAAA